Molecule: messenger RNA, 6328 nt
Organism: Leucoraja erinaceus (little skate)
Lineage: Eukaryota; Metazoa; Chordata; Chondrichthyes; Rajiformes; Rajidae
Product: syntaxin-binding protein 5-like
Exons: 28
Coding region: 283-3942 (1219 amino acids)
Biological process (GO): regulation of exocytosis; regulation of protein secretion
Cellular component (GO): plasma membrane; cytoplasm; SNARE complex
Molecular function (GO): GTPase activator activity; myosin II binding; syntaxin binding
Source: RefSeq, a predicted model, not a curated record
GGGAGAGAGAGCUAGAGGGAGCGCGAGGACGGGCGGGCGGACGGACGACGGCACCUGUAUGAGGUCGGACAGCUCCAUCACUAAACCCCCCAAAAUGCCGCUAAACAUCACACACAUCUCUUUAUCACCCAGCCGCAACCCCGUUUCCACAGCAGCUUGAUUCGUUUUUGCCUUUGCCUUUUUUUUUCGUUCGAGUGGUUAAAAGAAAAAGACGACGGAAUAAACAAGAGAGCGGCGAGAAAAAAAAAUCCGCGAGCGGAUAAAUAAGAAAGUGGGGAGGGGAUGAAGAAGUUUAAUUUCCGCAAGGUGCUGGACGGGUUGACAGCGGCGUCGUCGCCGGCUCAGCCCGGUGGAGGUGGAGGUGGAGGCGGCGGCGGCGGCGGGAUGGGACCGGGGUCUGGCGGCGGGACCGCGGGAGGAGGCAGAGCAGGAGCCGGGGAUGCAGACAUCUCCGAGACACUCACCUCGGAUCAUUUCCAGAUCUGCAAGACUGUGCGCCAUGGCUUCCCCUGUCAACCGACGGCCUUGGCUUAUGAUCCGGUGCAAAAAAUUCUGGCCAUUGGGUGCCGCACAGGAGCUCUACGAAUACUAGGUCGUCCUGGAGUUGACUGCUACUGCCAACAUGACAGCGGUGCAGCUGUGCUGCAUCUUCAGUUCCUGAUCAAUGAGGGAGCUUUAGUAAGUGCGUGUGCAGAUGACACACUCCAUCUGUGGAACCUUCGCCAAAAGCGUCCAGCUAUUCUUCAUUCACUCAAAUUCAACAGAGAGCGGAUUACCUGCUGCCAUCUCCCUUUCCAGAGUAAAUGGUUGUACGUGGGCACAGAGCGAGGAAACAUGUACGUUGUAAAUAUUGAGUCUUUUGUCUUGUCGGGAUACGUCAUCAUGUGGAAUAAAGCAAUAGAGCUGUCUACAAAAAUUCAUCCUGGCCCUGUUGUUCAUUUAAGUGACAGCCCAAGGGACGAGGGGAAACUCCUCAUGGGGUUUGAAAAUGGAACGGUUGUAAUGUGGGAUGUGAGGUCAAAGAGGGCAGAGUUUAGAUUAUAUUAUGAUGAGGCUAUCCAUUCUAUCAGCUGGCAUCAUGAAGGGAAGCAAUUUAUGUGCAGCCAUUCAGAUGGUAGUUUAACUCUUUGGAACUUGAAAAACCCAAGCAAACCCUUUCAGAUAAUAGUACCACAUGGUAAAGUCCAGCGAGAUGGUAAGAAACCUGAGUCUUGCAAACCAAUCCUAAAAGUAGAUCAUAAGACUUGCAGAAAUAGUGAAACAUUUAUUAUUUUUUCUGGAGGUCUAUCCUAUGAUAAAGCAUCUAGAAGACCCAGUCUGACAAUUAUGCAUGGCAAAUCCAUUACAGUUUUGGAAAUGGAUUAUCCCAUUGUGGACUUCAUAACUCUCUGUGAAACACCAUAUCCAAAUGAAUUCCAGGACCCUAAUGCCGUGGUUGUAUUACUUGAGAAAGAUCUAAUCGUUGUUGACCUUACGCAAAACAAUUUUCCUCUCUUUGAAAACCCGUAUCCAAUGGAUGUGCAUGAAUCUCCAGUGACUUGCUCUGAGUAUUUUGCAGAUUGUCCUCCUGAUUUGAUACCUGCCCUCUAUUCUGUGGGAGCCAAACAACAAAAACAGCAGGGAUAUAGCACAAAGGAAUGGCCAAUCGGUGGUGGUACUUGGAAUUUGGGUGCACAAACAUAUCCUGAAAUCAUCAUAACUGGACAUGCAGAUGGUUCUUUGAAAUUCUGGGAUGCUUCAGCAAUAACUCUUCAAGUAUUAUACAAACUGAAAACGUCAAAAGUGUUUGAAAAACAGAAGGUGAAAGUUGGAAAGCAGACUGCAGAGAUUGUGGAAGAGGAUCCCUAUGCCAUCCAGAUGAUCAGUUGGUGUCCAGAGAGCAGGAUGUUUUGUGUUGCUGGCAUCUCAGCGCAUGUCAUUGUUUAUAGAUUUAGCAAACAUGAAGUUACAUCCGAGAUAUUGGCUCUUGAGCUGCGAUUACAGUAUGAAGUUGAAGACAUUGUUACUCCAGAACCUGAAUCUGCCGUGCCAUUCACUGAUGCAUCUUCUCAGCUCUCAUUUUCAAAGACUCCAACAUUAUCUGGUAGUGCAAACGCAUUAGCACCAGAGGGAGUGAAAGACAGCAUCCCAUGUCUCAAAGUGAAAACUCGUCCUGUCAGAAUGGCUCCUGGAUACCAGGCUGAUCUCAUCAUUCAACUGGUGUGGAUUGAUGGGGAACCACCUCAACAGAUCACCAGCCUAGCAGUUAGCUCUGCCUAUGGCCUUGUGACUUUUGGAAACUGUAAUGGUCUGGCAGUUGUGGACUUUAUGCAGAAGACCAUUUUACUUAGUAUGGGAACAAUUAAACUCUAUGGUACAAGUGACCCAUUUCAACGCCACCUUAAAUCUCCCCGUAAGAGCAAACAGCUCACUGCAGGUUUGAAUGAACUCUUGGACAGUCCUGGCUCACUGGAGGUUGAACGCUGCAAAUCACCCACUUCAGGUAGAGUAAAAGGACCAAGAAAGUUAAGUCUGCCGACAGAUCUUAAGACUGAUCUCGGAUCUGUGAAAGGUUCCUGUUUUGAAGGGAAAUCAGCUGUUUCAAAGAACUCAGUGAAAACUUUUGAGAAGACUAGAACAAUAUUUGAAGAUCACGUCAAUGGAGUGUGCACGAGCCCUACCUCUCAACCCAGCAACACGGGAAAGCGCCUUUCCAUCGCAGAUACGUCAAAACUGAACCGCCGUGGACCAGGGAGGCCACCGUUUCGCAAAGUACAGUCAGCUGCCUGCAUGGAAGUCUCAUUGCCACUCACCCACACAGAAGAAAGUAAAGAAAAUUCUUUUAAUCGGUCAAGAAGUUCCAGUGUCUCCAGCAUUGACAAAGAAUCGAAGGAAGCCAUAACUGCUCUCUACUUCAUGGAGUCCUUCAGCCGAAAGAUGGAUUCAACGCUCUCGCCAUGCCUUUGGCUUGGUACCAGUUUGGGUACAGUGCUAGUUAUCUCAUUGAACCUUCCUCCAGAGGAGCAACGAUAUUCAGAGCCACUCGUGGUUUCUCCCAGCGGCACUGUGUUAAUGUUGAAAGGAGCCAUACUAACAUUUGCCUCUUUGGAUUCGCUGGGCAGUUUAAUACACCCCCCAUAUGAGGUGUGGAAGGAUCCCAACAGUGAAGAUAAAGAUGAUAAAGCACGGAAAAGAAAACUAGUAAGAUUUUCACCAUCUUCCUCUCAGGAGAUGGGGGACCACCAGUAUGUAGUGCUCUGCUCUGAGAAACAAGCCAAACUCUAUUCCCUUCCUUCUCUGUGCUGCUUAUAUGUACACAAUAUCACUGAGACUUCCUUUGUAUUAAGAGCAGACAUCGUAACAAUGUGCAACAGCAUCUGCCUGGCUUGCUUCUGUGCUAAUGGACAUAUUAUGACCUUAAGCUUGCCAAGCCUCAGACCAUUGCUGGAUGUAAACUACUUGCCUUUAACUGAUAUGAGAAUAGCCCGGACUUUCUGCUUCACCAACAGUGGACAGGCUCUGUAUCUGAGUUCACCCAGCGAGAUCCAGCGAAUUACCUACAGCCAGGAGAUGUGUGAAAAUCUUCAGGAAAUGCUGGGAGAUUUAUUUAUUCCAAUCGAAACUCCAGAGGCCCAGAACAGAGGUUUUUUGAAGGGAUUAUUUGGCGGAAGUGCCCAAACAUUUGACAGGGAAGAGUUAUUUGGAGAGGCUUCAGCAGGCAAGGCAUCUCGUGCACUUGCCCAGCACAUCCCUGGACCGGGUGGCCUUGAGGGUGUGAAGGGUGCUGCGUCAGGAGUAGUUGGUGAUCUAGCCCGUGCUCGUAUUGCUUUGGAUGAGCGUGGACAGAGACUGGGGGAAUUGGAGGACCGGACAGCUGCUAUGAUGUCCAGUGCAGAGACCUUCUCCAAACACGCACAUGAGUUGAUGCUCAAAUGCAGAGAUAAGAAGUGGUAUCAGUUCUGAAGACUUCAAGAACAUGUAACUAUGUGUAAAUUCAAUAAUGCCAUUCAGGGAAAUGGAUGUUGCCUCCUUCCAUUGGUCACUGCAAAGGAAAUGACUUUUCUCCUCAAACUCCUAUUCACAAAAAUGAUUAGCAAAAUAAAUAGACACAUUUUGUGUCCACAAAUGAAAGAACAAAGGCUUAACGCGAGGUCAGUCCUUUGAGACGAGGAUUUGACGCUGAAGUUUCCAUUUCACCAAACUGCAAUAGUGAACUCCCAUUUUGUUUAGAUAGAGCUUUUCCCUCACUCCGAGCAGGGAAAGUAGCAACUUGUACAGAUUUGAAUGAUAAUGCUCAUAGAAAAAGUCGACUUACUUUAAUACCUUGCAUGGAAACAACACCAUCCUUACGAUGAUAAACAAAAGCAUGUUACGAUGGAGAUGGGAGGAGAUGGAUUUCAUUUCUAGCUUUGACAGAAUAUAAAAAGAAAACAAGAAAAAUAUUUAUAUUUUUAAAUCUGCAUAGCAAGGCCAAAAGUGGCACGUGAACUACAACAGAGAAUUGACUGUUUGAUUGCUGAAUGAAUGAAUGGACAUUUGGAUGUGCUGUUCAACAAAACUGAAAACUGUUGAAUAACAGAUAACCUGGCAGUGAAUCUUUAAAUGUCAUUAAAACUUCCCAGAGCUACAAUAUUGCUUUGGUAUGAUAAAGAAUAUGCAGCAUGAUUGAUGUUAACUACAAUAGAACAGAAGGUCAGACCAUUCGAUUUGUUUCUUGAUUACUCUGUUACAGGUGCAAUGGGUAUUUCUUUCCUGUUGAGAAGCUGAGCAAACUGGAGACUAUCAAUCUUUUAUUUUGCAAACAUUUUGUAUGGAAAGCUGUCGUUAUUCAGUUGACCAAAGGUUAUGUACAUUGAGAAGUUGGAUGAUUUAUAUGCUAACAUUCUGUGGCACGCCACUCUCCCUUAACAAUCUCAGCCUACUUCACUUGGAUUGGAUGGAAGGAAAACAGGAGAAAAAAUGUUAAUUAACAUUGUCAGGACCUUUCUGUAGCACAAUCCCGCACAUAAAUCAAGGGUAGCUCAAACAUCUGAUAAUGAAAGGAGCAUUAUUCAUUCUAUGGCUUAAUAUAAACAUGUUCUGAUGACCAACACAUAGAGCAAAAUAUGCUAGAUUCUAAAAUGAUUAAAUCACUGGUGGUAUGAUAACAUUAGGUUCAACUGAAAUAUCUCUGUUCCCGUGGUCUUUGACGUCUUAUAAGUAUAGAAGACCAAGAAUAAAACUAGAAAGCACUAAUACUGUAGUCAAUAAGACUGUACAUUCUGAGUGAUACAUCUGUGUUGCUGUCUCCAAAUUUCAGGGUUCAACAUAGUUCAUAUCAGAUUUACAAACAAGUACCAAUAUUAACGUGGUAUUAAUAGUUACAUUGCACCCACAUAUAGCUUGAUGGGUCCUUAUUUCUAACAGUCCAUUCACAAUGUAUAUCCUAUGAAGAUGCCAGCUAAUCUGGGCAAGAAUGGUCAAAACGUCAUGAUCCUUCACCAUUUAUAUGAGGUCCGAUUGACAAAAUGUUGUGGAUUUCAUUUGGUACAUGCUGAUUCUUGGAGAGUUUUUCUAUGCCUGGCAGUCUGUGCCGCUUUCAUCUUAGUUUGUUCAUGUUCUUUGUGAUAAAUGUUAGUGUCUUUACUCCCACGUUUUGAAACGCAUAUAUUGCUGAUUUACUUCAGAUGUGUUCUCACUCCCAGAUGUGGAGUAAAUUAAUGGUUAAUGUGUUUCAAUUGAAAUCAUGUAUUACAAUAUUUAUACCUUUUUUUUAUAGAUGGAUAUGCAGAGAAUUGCUUUGAAUUCUCAUGAUUAUGAAAGAUUAACUGAAGUUACCUGUCCCCUAAACCAGUUCUCACCAGGUCAUCAGCAGAACAUGAAACAUCCCCUCAUUAUCACUGCAGUUUCACUCCACUAUCAUCAAACAUCAAGUAUGUGUACUCAGCAUUGGAACAUAGUGCAGCAGAGCACAAGAACAGGCCCUUCAGCCCACAGUCAGCAGCAAAGGGUCAUAGCUUGCUCUUACCCACCAAGAAAGCUGACCAUAACAUUAUGUACUCUUUUCCAAGUCAUGGUCAUCUUUCUUUUCCAACAUUGAUUGCUGUCUUUCACCCCUGAAACAUCCACAAAUUGUCAUGCCAUCAAUUUAUCUCACACAGGAGGAAAUUAAGCACAAUUUUUCAAUACAUUCUAAAUAUUUUACAGACCAUUAAUGAAAAGUUAGAACACAGACAAAGAAUUACAAUUUAGGUUUUAUUUCAUAAUACAUCAUUUGAAAUAUUUACAUGAAGGAAUAUGAAAGAAUAAAUGUCGUUUAUUUUUAAGCAUGGAAAGAAAAAAAACAUUGAAAAAAUCUCUUCACUUUAUG